UUUAUUGUAGAUUCUGAUUUUAUUUGAUUCAGUAGAAGAUAUUCAGAGGUAAAAGUAGGAAAUUGUAAUAGUGUAUAUCCUGCCCUCUUUUUGUAAUAUGUAGUAUGUAGAUGUAUACAUGUACAAGGAAAUACAAUGAGACGGAAAUACAAUUUUCCCGAAGUUUCUGUCACCGAUCGCCGUCUUUCUCUCUGCUCCCGGCCGCGCUCGCUGGGCCUUCCGGUGCGUUUCUUGGGGUUUCUUGCCUAAGCUGAUGCCCGUCGGCCCCCGGCGAUCUCCGCCGCCCGCGCCCCGCCUCCAUGAGCCCGUCCCCCGCCGCGGCGACCGACGUCCACGGCGGCGCGUGAGCUCCUCCCCCGCGAACGGCGGCCGCCGCCUCGCCUCGCGGCUCCAGUGUGCUAUCCAAAAUGAUGCCGAGCUGCAUUUGGUCGGCCGAAUCCGGAGCAAGGGGCACCAGCAGGCUCGGCGAAUCAUCGGCGACACGAUUUCGCUUGUUCACGGCCUUUGUAAAGGUGAAACCGUGCCCAAUGCUCUUAAAACUAUUAAAACUAAGAUAUGGGAGUACUUGUCGAUGACUCCUAAGAAAGAUGGUCAUCCAGCUACUGAGCAUCUUCAGAUAUUCAUGUCAUCCUCUGCGCCUGCGGCGCUUGUUAUGCUCUACAUGUCGACAAUUGGGGGUAACAAGGACCUUGCCGAGGAGUCAAUUAGGCAUUUCCUAAAAUCAUGUAUAACUGAGUUGCCAGAGUCUUUGCGAUCGCACUGUGCACCAAUAGUGCUGGAGUUUUGUAGGCGGCUCAGGAUUAUAGGUCCUCAUGACCCGUUGUACUUGUCUUGCCGGAGUAGUUUUCAGUCAAUGAUGAAGUUUACUGAGGUUCAAUGGGUAUCGGAACAUACCAAAAGUGUAAAGAGAGCGAUAUUUAUAAAAGAGAUAUUCCCUUUUGUUAAAGAGUUGGCAGAUAAGUUGUCCAAAGAUUUGGAAUUGUCCCUUCAUACUAUAGCGAAUGUGGAGACUUGGAGCGCUAUCUGUGAUUUCACGAUGUUCUUGUGCCCUUUGCGAACUGUAAUGUCUGGAUACAUUGGUUUCGAGCAUCCAAUCUCUUUGCCUAUGGAAAUUGAACAUCACGAUGUUCUGUUGUGUAAGGAGGAGGUUGAAUCGCUUUAUCAAAUCUUUGAGAACAUGCUAAAGAAGAUGGAUAAGUGUCUUUUAAGAAUGGAGCAGCACUUAUCUGCAAUCGUAAGUGGGGAAAUUGAUAUUGCAUGUCCAGAGUGGUCUUGAUAUCUUACUAUUUUGAAAGAACUGAAUGCCAUUUCUAAACUUUAUUUGGGUUCUGAGGAACAAUUUUCGACAAUUUUGCGCAUGAGGAAGCAUGCAUUUUGUAUGCUUGUUGUCCGUUAUGCGAAGCGAAGUGAUGAUCACAAAUGGCUUCUUGAACGCAAAGAUAUUAUGGAUUUUGAAUCUAUAGUGAUUGCGGAGACUUGGAGCGAUAUCUGUGAUUUAACAAUGUUCUUGUGCCCUUUGCGAACUGUAAUGUCUGGAUACACGGGUUGCGAGCAUCCAGUCUCUUUGCCUAUGGAAAAUGAACAUCGUGAUGUUCUGUUUGAGGACAUGCUAAAGAAGAUGGAUAAGUGUCUUUUAAGAAUGGAGCAGCACUUAUCUGCAAACCCUCUACGGUGGAACCCUGCACCUCAAGUAUUUCAACUUCUCUGGUCGAAUGAUAGGCUUAGCUCUGAUGCAUAAAGUACAAGUAGGGAUUGUUUUGGAUCGGG
Eucalyptus grandis is the source of this 1767-nucleotide messenger RNA. RefSeq names its product E3 ubiquitin-protein ligase UPL5-like. Lineage: Eukaryota; Viridiplantae; Streptophyta; Magnoliopsida; Myrtales; Myrtaceae. The coding region runs from base 254 to 1276 and encodes 340 amino acids. The record is from RefSeq and is a predicted model, not a curated record. The transcript has 2 exons.